AAUAAAAGGUCGUGCUAAUCACUUUUUGAAAGAGUGUGGUAGUAUUUCUGUAGGUACCUGACUGUUGUCCAUAUUUUGUAAAAGUUUUAGAUUUCAAACAAACAUGAAGACUGUAUUCGGUGCAAGCGUUUUAGUAAUCUGCCUUUCUGCAGUAUAUGGUUUAGUCGAUGUAAAAGAAUUUAGCCCAAAAUUAUUGGCACUGACGAAAUCUCUGCAUACUACUUGUUUAGCUCAAUCUGGGUGUAAUGAAGCACAAAUUGCUUUAAUGAAGGCAGGAAAUUUAAAAAAUCCUACAGUUAGCGAAAAGAAAUACGUCAGUUGUUUAUGGACAUCAUCAGGACUUUUGAAUUCAAAAUUGGAAACAAACCGAGCACUAUUAGAAGAACUAAUGCCUGCUAGUAUAGCGUCAACAGAAACCCCCAUAUACCUCACCUGCAUAGAGGAAACCAAAAAACAAGUACAAUUAACAGUGCUCGAUGACCAAUGUUGGUUCCUUAUGAAUUGUAUUCACGAUGCAUCUCCAGGAAAUUUCAUCAUGUUUUAAACCAGGCUCAUAAUAUGACAAGAUACUUUUGCUUUUAAAUGUUUGAUUUUAAUAUAUAAUAUAUGUGACUUACAAUUUUUCAAA
Messenger RNA from Diabrotica virgifera virgifera (western corn rootworm), 628 nucleotides. RefSeq lists its product as uncharacterized. The transcript is spliced from 7 exons. Bases 104 to 544 code for a protein of 146 amino acids. The record is from RefSeq and is a predicted model, not a curated record. Lineage: Eukaryota; Metazoa; Arthropoda; Insecta; Coleoptera; Chrysomelidae. Gene Ontology annotation, molecular function: odorant binding.